AUGGACUUUGGGAAGCCAUGUCAGACCCUUCCCCCACCCUUCCACUGCCCUUUACUCGCCCACACCUCAGAUCCCCAGGGGGCAGGGUCAUUCUGGACCUUGCUACUUCCUGCUCCUGGCAGCCACUGCUCAGAGAUUAUGGAGCUGUGGAGGCAGCUGAGACAGGCUGGACUGGUACCCCCAGGGCUGGGUCCACCCCCCAGGGCCCUGAGGGGUGCCCCCCCAUCAGAGAGAGCUGGACAGACCCUCAUGUCCCCAGGAGCAGACACUGAAGGUGCCAGGGAGAGUCUGCUGUGGAUCUGGGAGGAGCUGGAGAACCUUCGCAGAAUGGAUGUUGAGCUGCUGGGCCAGCUGUGUAGCCUGGGGCUGGAGAUGGGGCUUCUGCGGGAGGAGUUGGUUGACUUCCUGGAAGAGGAGGAGGAGGGAGAGGAGGAAGAGGAGAUCCUCAAGGAAGAGGAAGAGAAUGAAGAGCCCGAGGGGAAGCAAGAGGAAGGACACCUGGAGGUCUGCCCAGCCCCAGGCCACCGCCUCCCUGACUUUGAGAUGACUAUCUGAGGCCCUGCCAGAGUGUUUCCCAUUGGCUUAUGGAAUUUUUUGCAAAUUUAUGCAAAGAAGAGAGGAGAUCUGCAGAUCAGAUCACCCUGAGAAGGUUCGGAAGAUGCCUGCGAUGCGAUUCGGGGAUUGGCCUGUGAGCUGUGGGCGUGUUUGAAGACGAUGUGGGAAGUUUGCAGAAAAACUGCAGGUGUAUUUGCAGAUGAGCUGCAGGGGUGCUACAGGGGAGAUGUGGGUCUUUGCAAGUAGAAUGGAGACGCUGGCAGGUGAGGUUUUAGAUCAAGGCCAUCGUCUGGCUCCACGUGGCUAGUGAGCACUUGACAUUGGCUACUUCUCUCUGAGAUGCACUGUUAGUGUAACA
Molossus molossus (Pallas's mastiff bat) is the source of this 913-nucleotide messenger RNA. RefSeq names its product glutamate rich 4 (gene ERICH4). The record is from RefSeq and is a predicted model, not a curated record. Lineage: Eukaryota; Metazoa; Chordata; Mammalia; Chiroptera; Molossidae.